Apis florea (little honeybee) is the source of this 5357-nucleotide messenger RNA. It is a transcript of the gene stol, whose product is annotated as voltage-dependent calcium channel subunit stolid. Gene Ontology annotation, molecular function: voltage-gated calcium channel activity. Gene Ontology annotation, cellular component: voltage-gated calcium channel complex. Lineage: Eukaryota; Metazoa; Arthropoda; Insecta; Hymenoptera; Apidae. The record is from RefSeq and is a predicted model, not a curated record.
UUUGAAAUUAAAAACAGAAAAAAAAAAAAAAAGAAAAAAAAGAAAGAAAGAAAAAGAAAAAUAUUUGUACGUUCAAGAUUUAGAAAGUUGGCAUCGCGUUGAAAAUAUAAUAUAUACGCGUUAAAUCAAUGAUACCGAGUUUGCGCAUCCGACUCGGUUUCAAUCAUCUCCGAUACACGAGAUUUUCUUCUCAGCGUCGAGGUUGUCGAUUCGUUCGUUUUAACUCUUUCGCAAAGAACAGUUCCUUCGCGAUUAAUGUUCGACUGCUCGAUAUAUCUUCGUUCUUCCCUACAGCCUCUCAUUCAUAUUUUCAUAUCUCGUAACUUUCACCUUCUAUCUUCCCCACUUUGAUAUCGUCAAUCUAAGCUUCUCUUCCCCUAAUUCCGUUUUAUCCCCGAUACAGUCGUUGCGCCUCUGUUGUCGCCGCUUUCAUCGUUGCAGCCUCCAUCGCCAUCAUCCCUACUACAUACCACCAGCACACCAUCUCUGUUGCUCGAUGUCACCAACGACACUACUACCAUUACCAUUAGCUGAUAUUCGUCUACUACCUACAUUCCCGUUUUCAGGGGUGUUUGCGAGCACGCGCUCGCACCAGCAGAAUAGCGUUACUCCCGAAACGUUCGAGUCAACGUAGUAGCGUAGUAAGAGUAAUGCGCGCGCGCUAGACAACUAACCAGCCACCUUUGGUUCGAGCAUAAAGCGACUUGUACACCAUCUUUGCCCGAUUUUCAUGAGAAAGUGACAUCGAAACGGAGUACAUCUCGCGCUCUUGAUUAUUGUCAUCAUUCUCGUCAUCGUUCUCGCUGUGAUCGUCGUGAUUAUCGCCGUCGUCUUCGUCGUCGUCGUCCUCGUCGUUGUCAUCGUCGUCGUCAUUGUCGUCGUCGUCGUUGCGUUAUGUCGUCUCGCUGUCACGUUUGAACAAUGAUUCGAUUUGGAAUUGAAAGAUAGAGAUUUAAAGUUCGAUCGGACAAUGCUUGGCGUAAGAAUACUUUCAAGUAUUUAUGAGAAGAAAACGUUGAAAACGUGCGUAACGAAAUGAAAGGAAUUUUUGACGUUCAACAACCAUUCUAUUAGCGUAGUUUCGAUCGUCAGGUGUAACGGAAAAAAAUGUUAAAGGAAGAAGAUGAAAGAAGGUGAAGAUACAUAUAUACAAACUUCUACGUACUAGCGUAUACGAGCGUUACAAAGUUGUGUAUCAAAUAACGGAUAAACAAGAUUCCAUCGAAACGGUAAAUUUACGCACGUAACGCUGACUCGCGUGUUCCGGCCGAUCGAUCGCUACUACGAGGGAGCGAUUGGUUCGUUCGUGGUUUCAUCAUUUACUCGCAUUCGGGUGUUGGUCGAUAGCAUCGAAAUAAUGUUUCUAUCCGUCAAAAAAUUUGUACACUGUGGAGUGCUGUUACUGUUAUGGAUCAAAUCAAGUUAUCAACAAGAAGAGGAUAUACCUCAUAACGAAGUGAAAAACUGGGCGUUGAAAUUUGGAGUGGAUUUAUGGGAAUUUGGCAGGCAAGUUACGAAAAUGAGCGAAAUACAAAGGAAAUACCACGAUAUGGAGGCCGAAGUUGUAAAAAAAGAUGGUGUCCUGUUAGUGCGAGAGAUGGCUGCGGAAGUAAAAAAUAUGUUAGAUUUUAAAAUGAACGCUGUUAUGAGAUUGGUGGAGAGCGCCGAACAAGCGGCUGUAUCGGCACCCAGAGACGGAAAUGUGGCACCGAAAUAUUACGCUUCUCAACGUUUCGACUCUUCUUCGGGAGAGGGAAAAGCAUCGAUAACCGGACAAGAAACUUUCCUUUCAUCGAAUCGACAUUUCGAUCAUUUACCCGUGAACAUUACACUUUCCACGGUUUUAUUACCGGACGGAGUGAAACAGAUCGAUCGCGAAGUAGCCGCUGGCAUUCAAUGGAGCGAAUAUUUGGAUUUAUUGUUCGCUAAUAAUUACGAAAGCGAUUCUUCCCUUUCUUGGCAAUAUUACGGCGCAACUUCAGGAUUUUUAAGACGUUUCCCCGCAAUUUCCUGGCCACCUGCCAACGAUCGUGCUUUCGGUGCAGAUAAAAAUCGACCUAUUCGAGACGUAUACGAAUUUCGAAUUUCCGAUUGGUUCGUCGGAGCCGCAAAUAGUCCCAAAGAUUUGGCUAUAUUGAUCGACAUGGAAUGCUACGUAUCGGAAAGGAACAAACGUCUAGCCGUAACCACGGUCAAAACCAUCCUCGACACGUUAGGUCCGAACGAUUACGUUAACGUUUAUCGUUACGGGGACACCGCAGAGGAGAUCGUACAAUGCUUUAAAGAUAGUUUGGUGCAAGCGUCCCCAGAAAACGUACAAGAUUUGAAGAUAGCGAUGAGUUCUGUGAAACACGAAGAAACACCGACAAAUAUAUCCGCUGCUCUCGCGACCGCUUUUGAAAUUUUGCACAGAUAUAACAGAACGGGACAAGGAAGUCAAUGCAAUCAGGCGAUCAUGUUAAUUACUGCCGACAAUGCCGGUUUACCUACAGAGGUGAUAAAACGAUACAACUGGCCUCAUAUGCCUGUCCGUAUCUUCACGUAUCUGAUCGGUGGUGACAAAAGUCCGGAAUUACGGAACACAGCAUGCGCCAACAAAGGAUUCUAUGCAAGGAUCACCGAAUUGGAAGACAUUAGAAGCAAAGUUUUCGAAUACGUGAAGGUGCUUGCUCGACCUAUGGUGUUGUAUCAACACGAACACCCUAUUCAUUGGAGUCCGGUUUACGUUGGUGGAAAGAGCAGCAGAUAUGGCAAAGAGAAUAUCGGACAGUUAAUGACGUCGGUCACAGCGCCUAUUUUAGAUCGACGAAAUUAUACGGUGAAGACAGCUAAUUUAUUGGGUAUCGUCGGCACCGAUGUACCCGUCGAAGAGAUACAGAAAUUGGUUCCUCCUUACAAGUUAGGUGUCAACGGAUAUUCUUUUAUCGUCGACAAUAACGGCCGUGUUUUAUAUCAUCCGGAUUUGCGACCAUUGCCGGGAAACGUAGACUACGAGGAAACGUUAAAACCUACGUAUAUCAGCGUUGACUUGUCGGAAGUCGAACUCGCCGAAUACGACGGCCCAUUACAUCCAUUGAACAAUUCUCUUCUUCUCGACGUAAGUUCGUCUCGAUUUAUCUUAUUCCGUCGUUCCGUCGUUAAUAAUAUUGCUCGCAAUAUUUGCUUCGAUACGGCUUACCUUUGUUCCCAAAUGGCAAAGAAGAGAGAAGAGAAGAGAAACGAGAGAAAUGCUGUCUUUUAUCGCAUAUUUUUAUUACAUUUUAUAUUGUGUGUCUCCACCGCUAGCCCUAUUGCCAUACUGAUGGCUCUACUGCACAGCCAAGGAACGAGUACAUUUGGCGUAACACGGAGUUUCAUCGCAACUAGAAGUGGUUUAUUUCGUUGGCACGAACAUCAACAAACCGAAGAUAACACCGAUGAAUCACCGUUUGCCGAGAAAUAUGCAAGAGCUAUGGAUUCCUCGUGGUAUAAACGCGCUGUGGAUCAACACUCGAUAGAACCGGAUAGUUUCGUUUUCAGCGUACCUUUUAACGCCGCGGACAGCCCCAAUCCAUUAGUGACCGCUACUCACGCGGUUUUUAUCGGGACGGGACACAAAGCACCAGCAGCUGUCGUAGGUUUACAGUUUCAACAUUCUUCAUUGGCCUCUCGCUUCGUCAAUAUUACUUCGACGUGUAGCGGUACGAGUUGCAAGAAAAAUUGCGCCUCCGACGCAUUGGACUGUUAUAUCUUGGACAAUAACGGAUUUAUUAUAAUCAGCGAACGUCACGAGCAUACCGGAAAAUUUUUCGGUGAGAUCGACGGCACUAUAAUGGAUUCGCUGGUUCAGGACAGAAUCUAUAGAAAAGUAACAGUGACCGAUUAUCAAGGUAUAUGUAGCCCACAAGAAUCUCAUCAGUCAUCCGCGUCGAGAAUUUUCACGGAAUCUGUCGCGAAAACGAUCGCGAUAUUGGGAAAUUUUCUUUGGAGCAUGGCGUUUGGCUUUAAUUUUCAAAAUUUAUGGCAAGUUGCAUUCGCAUUCGCCGGUGAAUCCGUGAGGCCUUUGGAUGAUACGAUCGGACAAGUUCACGAAUUCGAGUCAUUGCCGGUAGACGUAGGAGGAGAAGAAGCGACGGACGAACCGGUAUCCGAUGGAAAUUUUCCAAGGCUUCCCCCCACUAUUACCGCUGCAACUCCUGCGUCUCCUGGUACGACGCGAGCUACAUCCGCGCAUCAUUUACGAACAAGGUUACGAUCAUGCGAGAAAAAAACGGAUCUUUAUAUUUUACAACCGGAAAGAUUGAACACCAGCGGACAAAGUAAUCCGUUGAAAGGAAAAUUAACCAAUUGUCACGACACCGGUUGCGAAAGGCCAUUCAGCGUGCAAAAGAUUCCCCACACGAACUUGAUUUUGCUGGUAGUAGACACCUUGUGCCCAUGCGGAAGCAAACAAUUGAGCAUAGAGCCUAUAGAGGCUCUGACAGAACCCGGUGCUUGUAUCGCGAGAAGGGAACGUUUGUAUCGUCGUAGGCCUCCCAAAUGUAUAAAUUAUCAUCCAGAAGAAAUGGAGAUCAAAUUUUGCGGUAGCGCGAAUCGUCCCUGUCAUUUCUUCUUCUUAUUCAUCAUCGCAAUUGUUUCAAGCACUCUCGCGUGACUUUGUUCCAAUUGACGAUUCUAUUAUACAUAUACACGCACACACAUUUAACGUACGGACAGAUAGAUAGACGAACGGACGGAUGGACGGACGGACGGACGGAGAGAGAGAGAGACAGACAAAUACGAUACACAGAUAUCCACGAAUUAACGUUUUUGAAAUGAAUUUAGCGUUGCCGUUUCUAUGAAACAGUUAUGAAAAUGAUAUACUAGUUUAUCGGUUUAAUACCUUAUAUAUAAAAUUGAGUAAUACGUGCAUAACGAUAAACGAGCGAGUGCACGCGUAUAUACACUCACACGUAUACUCCGUACGUGCAUGCGUGCGUACAUACACACACACACACACAUACUCGCAUACUUGGAGAAAAGGUUUACGCGUGUAAAUUACAGUCAUACGUACAUGCAUACAUACAUACAUGCAUACAUACAUGCAUACAUACAUACAUACAUACAUACAUAUAAAUAUAAUACGUGUCCGUAUGACAUUAAUUUACACGUAUGUAUUCGUGUACAUACACGUGCACUCUACGUGUACGUAACAAUCACGCAUGCACACGCAUACUCGAACAGGCAUGCGUGCGUAUGCGCACAGAAGAGACGUGUACAUAUUCAAAUAAACAUAAUAUUAAUGUUGAUCUAUGAUUACAUAUCCCAUUAUAAAUUUUGUUGCAAAGAGAUUGUGAAUAUUUCCUAAUCGUAUCUAAGUAUCAGUGACACACGGGAGA